UUAAAUCGGAUAAUGCCUUCAUCUCCCUCUCUCUCUAGCUGCACACAAUACACGAGGGAAACAACAGCUUCCCAUUGUCGCACUGUAUGUUAUCGUUGGAGCAUCACAUCAAGAUAAGAAAGAAAAUGCCUAAUAUACUGUAGCCAAAAUAAACUCCUGGUGAUCUUAGUAAAAAAAAAACCACAACAAAGAAGUCAAUAUAAGUUUUAUCGUAUUCUUUCCGAGACAUUGAUCGGAAGCCAAGCUGUGUUGAACUGGAAUGCGCUGGCUUCGUUCAGCAUAAGUUGCUGGAAACUCUUCAACUCAGCAAAUGCAGAUGCAUAAACACAAGUGUAAUUAAUAUGUUCUGUGGAAAAGUUCUAUGUUCAAAGAGCACUGGAUUCUCUUUCCUAAUUAUGUCAGCUCGGGCCUCUGCAGAUGCGCUCGAUGUUUCAGACUUGCAUUUAUUUCUGUUCAAUUAUUUGUUUGGUUAAUUGGACCCCCGCAUGCUCGAUCCAGAACAAGGCAGUCACGGGGGAAAUACUUUAUUCCUUUUGAUCUGAUGUCUUAAUUCUGCUGCUUAUUUAGUCCUGUAGUUCAGAGAGUCCACAUUUGACAGAACAAAUACAUUAUAUUUAGGUUAAGCAUCAUUUUGGAUUUCUCCAACUGUGAAGAAAAUGAGUUCAAGGUUACGCGAGUGCAUUCUGGAUGACUCUGUCCCCAUCUACUGGUAUGAGAGGGGAACAACCGUGAUUCUGUAUAUGACCUGUGUUAUGUGUGUUUUUAAGUUGGGUUGACAUGUAAAUUUUUUUUUUGUAUUUGAACCUUUUGCAUUGAUUCUUCUAUUUAACUCAAAUAAGCAACACAUAUCUCAAAAGAUUAUUUGAAGCCACAGUUUAAGAAAUGCGGCAACACCUUAAAAAGAUAUCUCCUGCAAUUUAAAGGAUAUUAAGGUAUUCCUUACCCAAUACAAAAAGUAUUUAAUGUUUUAUAUUAUGUGCGUGUGUGUUAGUGUGUGUGUGAGUGCAUGCCUGCAUAUGCAAAUAUUUCAUAACACCAUAGGACAAGUAAGAGCGCUUUUUGCACAUGCUUUGCUUGCUCGACUUGGAUGAAUGACAGCUGCCCUUGUUUUUUUAUCCACCCCCCCUUCACCAGACCAGGGCUAACAUCUUCCCAUUACCCAUCCCCUUUAACCUCUGACCCUGCAGCUAUGAGGGGGAGGCAAUGGGGGGUGGGGGGGCGUUCUGUAACAGCUUUGUCUCAUUUACAGACCAUGCUUUUGAGAAGGAACUGGAAACGAUCUAGUAAGUAUCAGAGUAUGCGUCUGUCAGAUGUGCACAGAAAAGCCCAGCUCUGGCGAGGUAUCGUCAGCAUCAGUCUGAUAGAAGGUCGCAGCCUCCAGCCCAUGGAUGCCAACGGCCUCAGCGACCCGUACGUCAAAUUCAAGAUGGGGCACCAGAAGUACAAGAGCAAGACAAUUCCCAAAACACUGAAACCCCAGUGGAGAGAGCAGUUUGACUUCCACAUGUACGAGGAACAGGGAGGCUACGUGGACGUCACGGUCUGGGACAAAGACGCCGGCAAGAAGGAUGACUUCAUGGGAAGGUGUACCAUCGACCUGUCGCACUUCCCCAAAGAACACACGCACAAGCUGGACCUGCCGCUGGAGGAAGGCGAAGGCGUGCUGGUGCUGUUGGUUACACUCACUGCUUCUGCCGCCGUUUCGAUCUCAGACCUGUCCGUCAACAUGCUGGACGAGAGUCACCACAUCAUGCAGAGAUAUAGUCUGUGGAAGUCAUUCCACAACCUAAAAGAUGUCGGCGUGGUGCAGGUGAAGGUCAUCAGGGCUGAGGGACUGAUGGCAGCAGAUGUCACAGGUAAGAGUGACCCGUUCUGCGUCGUGGAGCUGAGUAACGAUCGGCUGCAGACGCACACCGUCUACAAAAACCUCAACCCAGAAUGGAACAAGGUCUUCACUUUUAACGUGAAGGACAUCCACUCGGUGCUCGAGGUCACCGUUUACGAUGAGGACCGAGACAGAAGUGCAGACUUCCUGGGGAAAGUGGCGAUUCCUUUACUACAUAUCCAAAAUGGAGAACGCAAAGCCUACGCCUUGAAAAGCAAGGAGCUGACAGGGCCAACAAAAGGGGUCAUCUUUCUCGAAACAGACGUGAUUUUUAAUGCUGCUGAGGCUGUGUGUGUCCACUCCACCCGCCAGGUGAAGGCCGGUCUCAGGACGUUGAUUCCCAUCGAGCAGAAGUAUAUCGAGGAGGAACCGAGAGUGUCCAAACAGCUGCUGUUGCGCAACUUCAACCGAGUCAGACGCUGCAUCAUGUUCCUGAUCAACAUCGGCUGCUACGUCAACAGCUGCUUCGAAUGGGACUCUCCCCAGAGGAGCAUCUGUGCUUUUCUACUUUUUGUCAUCGUUGUUUGGAACUUUGAACUCUAUAUGAUUCCUCUGGCUUUGCUGCUGCCUCUGGCCUGGAACUUCGUCCUCAUCGCAUCGGGGAAGGACACCAGGCAAGAUGUGCAAGCAGUGGAGGACCUGCUGGAGGAUGAAGAUGAGGAUUUUGACAAAGAUGACAAGGUCUCUACAAAGGACCCUAAACCAGGCCCCUGGGAGGACAGCCGUGAUAAAAACCAUAUCCUCGAGGAUAUGUUGGCUUCCUGGCACUUUGAGUGGAUCCGAGCGAUGGUGGACUCGGAGAGAAAGGGCUUCAUCAACAAGCUUUAUGCCAUUCAGGACGUGUGCAUCAGUGUGCAGAACGCACUGGAUGAAGUGGCCUCCUAUGGCGAGAGGAUAAAGAACACAUUUAACUGGACCGUGCCUUUCUUAAGCUGGUUGGCUAUUGUGGCUUUCGGAGCAGCCACCACCAUCGUCUACUUCAUCCCUCUACGAUACAUUGUGCUCGCCUGGGGUGUGAAUAAAUUCACCAAAAAGCUGCGGGACCCUUACACUAUUGAUAACAACGAGCUGCUCGACUUCCUGUCCAGAGUGCCCUCGGAUGUCCAAGUGGUGCAGUACCGAGAGCUGAAACUGGAUCCCAAUCCCAGUCCAAAUAAAAGGAAGAAAAACAACCCCGGGUAGAUGACUGAGUCCGCCCACCAUCUCUUCUCCUCUCUCCUUCUUGUGGUCUAUUCCUGGACUCGGAGGAGCAGAGGAAGACGGCUCCGGACGAGCUCCGCUAUCCUUAACUUUUUUCUCCAACUUUCAAUUCGAAAAGCUUUUUUUCUGUCUUAAAUUGCUCAUGACGUACAGUACAGUUUCCUGAAUUGUAAUUUUUGUAGAAAAAAAAAGAAAUAAUCUUAUCACCAUUAAGCUUUAGAUUGAUUUUCAAGGCGAGUGAGGAGGAUGGAUGACCUUUUUCUCAGCCGUGUGCACCACUCACCUUUCUUCUCUCCAUCACUCUGACAGUUUGGAGGAUUUUGUCCAUCUGCUUGACACAUGAGACACGUGUCACACAAUGACUAAAACAAGUGUCAACAUUUAUACUCACCGUCCCAAAAAAAGACAUUUUAAUCAAAAUUACAAGCCUUAUUAUACCAACAUUUUGCAUUGUUACUCUGCAAGUCAACUUUUAGGUCUUUUUUUUUAGAGCAUAUUGUAUUUAUCAAAUGGUUUUGGCAAUAUGUUCAUAUUUUGUAAUUGUUUUUGUCCUGUUUUUUUGUGUUAUUCCUCUCUUGGAUGUGGUAAUGAUGUCAUGUUCACUGGCAGUCAUUUCUAUUGUUCCCACGCCAAGUUGAUUAGCAAUUAUGGUAGUAGCCCCGAGAUAUGUCCUUCUCCACAAACACAAACCUGGACCAACA
Pseudoliparis swirei is the source of this 3786-nucleotide messenger RNA. It is a transcript of the gene mctp1a, whose product is annotated as multiple C2 domains, transmembrane 1a. Gene Ontology annotation, biological process: regulation of neurotransmitter secretion. The coding region runs from base 1088 to 3067 and encodes 659 amino acids. Gene Ontology annotation, cellular component: synaptic vesicle membrane. Gene Ontology annotation, molecular function: calcium ion binding. The record is from RefSeq and is a predicted model, not a curated record. The transcript has 18 exons. NCBI's taxonomy places the organism in Eukaryota, Metazoa, Chordata, Actinopteri, Perciformes, Liparidae.